Molecule: messenger RNA, 4184 nt
Organism: Euleptes europaea (tarantolino)
Lineage: Eukaryota; Metazoa; Chordata; Lepidosauria; Squamata; Sphaerodactylidae
Gene: MTUS2
Product: microtubule associated scaffold protein 2
Exons: 14
Coding region: 12-4181 (1389 amino acids)
Cellular component (GO): nucleus; cytoplasm
Molecular function (GO): microtubule binding
Source: RefSeq, a predicted model, not a curated record
GAAAUUUGAAAAUGAGUACACCACUGGUUCCAAAAAAGUCAUGCUACAAUCUAAUACAGGACAAUAGAAAUGAGAUGAAAAAUAACAAUGAAAACACAAUGACUGUCGCAGACACAAAUGCCAAUCAAUUCACAUCAGAGGCUAGAACUUCUGGAAGGGAGGUGGGGACCAAUGAUUUGGCAGGAGAAACUCAAUGCUUGAACACUGGUGAAUCAGAAAAUAACAUGCAACUUGAUUCAGAACAGAACAGACUUCAGGGUACUACAGCUGUGUCAGAGUUUAGGUUGCCCACAACCACUAACAGGGAACCACAUAAGGAUUAUAGAGCUGAUGGGGCUAAGGACACAUCAAAGAUAGUCCCUAUUAGCCGGGGACAUAGUUUGUCCAAUUUGAGGAUUAACACAAAUGAUACCUUUUCAGUGGUUCUUUCAAAAAGUGAUGCUGAUCUCAUCCAGCAUGUUUCAAAGGACAGAAUGCCCAGAAGGAUUGAGCCUGAAGGGAUAAAGCGUCUUUCCUUGGGGAGGUCAAGGAAACUUGCAGCUAAAACAGAAGCUUUUGGAAGAGAAUUUGUUGGCCGUGUAUCAGGUAAGCGUUUGCUUUCUGCAUCUCUGGAUUCCAUCGACACUUCACAUCAUCUGACUGGAGAUACUGAGACAUCUCAAAAAGCAUCAAUGGACCAUUUUUUAGGUAUGGCUUCAGAUGGAAAUAUUGUACUUUAUUCUAAAUCUACCUCGGAAACGAAGAAAAUAAAUGUCUCUGCAACACAAACGAAUGAGGACAGUGCACCAAAAUUUAACAAACAAAGCACAUCGCAUCUUUCCCAUGUAGAUCAACAUUUAACUGUUAAGUCCAAUGAUAUUUGGAGUAGAUCAGAAGCACAAUUAGCUCAUGAGGGUGAUAAGAGAGGGAAACCAGAGUUGAAGAGUCCUCUGUCUUCACAGCCUAAGAGUCUGUGUCAGCAAAAAAUGGACAGGUUUGUAAUGGCUCAGUUUCUUAGAUGUCAAAAGGAAGAAAAUAAUGUUAUGCUACAGAAUAAAAAGGAUUAUGAAUCUGAAAUGCACAAAGUGAAAUCACUUCACUUGCACGAUGAUGAUCCGCACUUAAAUGAGUUGGUUGACUCCACUAGUGACCGAUUAUUAAGUGGUAAUAACUAUUCUAGCUUAGGAAGAGGAAGUAUCCAUAGUGAGAGUGAGGCAGUGAAUCGAGUUAGGGAGAAAAACAUAGCUGAAAAGGAGGUGGAAGCUGCAUUUUGUCUUACUGAUGAUAACAAACCCAGUAGCAAACUGAUACCAACAAGAAUUGAAAACAUGCAUGAUACCGAUGCAAGUGGUUUUCAAGCAGUUGAUGGGCAUAUGUCUUUUGUACGUAGCAUUAAUCCGCCUGAUGGCAAACAUUUGAAUGAUAAUGAGAGUAAGCGGAUGCUAAUCAAAGGGAAUGGUGAAUACUUUGCUGGGCUCACCUCUGAUCUAGAACAACCAGAAGUGCUUGAUGAGGAAAGUGUGUUAGAUGAACAUCCCAACAACCAGGACAACAGUUUAGAAACCACAGGCUUUUCAGUUCAGAGCAAGAGGACACUUAUUGCUAAGAAACAUGUUUCAAAUGAUCCCCUGGAGAGCUGUAAAGUAUCAGCAAGAACAGAUACCUUUGUAUGUGCCCCAACUCCUUUGCGUCCUGUAGCAACCGUGAAUGCUGAUAAUCACCCCACACUAUCCAAUGGCAAUUUGAAAGAUCUUUAUGUGCUUCACGUUGACAAAGUGUCACCCACUGCAGUCCUGCCUCCCCUUGAUGGUACGCAAUUGCUAAGCCUAUCCCCAAAAGUGCCUAACAAGACCGCCUGCAAUAGCGGCAUCCCUAAGCCAAUCCUUGUACAUUCCAAGGGCCCCCACCCAUCUAAGACUGAUGGGGAAACAAACUGUAUUGAAAAGACAGAAGAAAAUGUCGAGACAAAACCAGAUGUCCCCAAGCCCAAGCCCGUGAGACCUAAAAUCAUCACUUAUAUCAGAAGAAACCCCCAAGUUAUCAGCCAGCUUGACCAUUCGUUUGCCCCACCUGGAUUAUCCUACGGGUCCCCUGCUUGUGGUGUGCCAGUCAUAAAAGAACCAAAUAACUCAAAUGAAGGAGAGAUUAAGCCAGCUAACAUUCUCUAUGACAAGUUUAAACCUGACUUUCAGAAACCUCGGAUUUACAGUUCUGGACUCGUGGUGUCUGGCAUUAAAACCUCCGGCCACCAUUUCAGUCAAAUGGGUGAAAAGUUUCUACAGGAGGUUGGAGAAAGGCCUGUGAAAGAAGAGUUUUGCCCUCCACCAUAUACCCACUAUGAGGUACCGCCAAGCUUUUAUCGCUCUGCCAUGAUACUUAAGCCCCAGUUGGGCCUGGGGGCAGUUUCCAGGCUACCAUCUGCAAAAAGCAGGAUUUUGAUUGCCAGUCAAAGGUCUUCAGCAAGCUGCAUCCAUCAACAAGGUCCAAUAACAAGCUCUCCCACGCUUUUCCAUCCUGAUGCUGCAGCUGAUCUUAAGAAAGGCCCAAGUCCAAACAUCAUAAAGUCAAAUCUACCCAAACCGUGUCCAUCUGGACUUCGCCCGCCUGGUUAUUCACGGUUGCCAGCUGCUAAACUAGCAGCAUUUGGUUUUGUCAGAAGCUCAAGCGUCUCCUCAAUCUCAAGCAACCAAUCAAAUGACAGCGUCCAAAGUGACCAAAGCAGGACAGCGAACGGUUCAACCUUUGGAAGCGAAGAGCCAGCCAUUCCUAAGGUGGCUGAGCCUUCUAAAGAAGCACCCAAGGGGGCCAGCAGGAGCGCACUGCAGGCAUCGAGCAGCACACCAGCUGCCCGCAGGAGUUUACUUCCAGCUCCAAAGACAACCUCAACACCUGCAGGCUCAAAGAAAGAAGUACAGAAAGAUCAAGAGACCAACAAACCUGCCAUUUCAUCUCCUAAGAGGCUGGUGGUAUCCGCUACAAAGUUCCACUCACCAGGACACCCUAAACAAAGGUCAUCCGUUACAAGGAAUGGAUUUUCUUCAAAGCCUGAUCUGCAGAACCGAGAUGCUGAACGGCAGUUGGUCCAGCAAAUGAAGGAAAAGUGCGAUGAACAGAGCCGGCGACUCAGCCGUAUCCAGGAGGAACUCAGAAGAACGGGCUGUGGCUUUGACGUCUUUGUUAUAACUACACAGCAUUUCUUUAGGAAGAACGAAAAUGCCCUUGUGAAAGAAAAGGAGCUCUUGGCUGAGCUUGCAAACAUCAGAGAUGAAGUUGCCCUCAGUGCAGCAAAGUACGAGAAAUUACAAAAAGAGAAGGAGGACCUGGAAAGGAGGUUUGAGGGCGAACUAAAGAAACUCGGCUGGCAACAACGUGAAGAGCUCCAAGUACUGGAAGAGCGGCUGCAGCUGCAGUUCAGUGCCGAAAUAGAACGCCUGCAGGAGGAACACCACAUGCAGAUUGUCAGGCUCAAGACUCAACACCAAGAGCAGGUGGAAGAUAUUACAGCGACUCAGGAAGCUGCCGUGCUAGAGAUGGAAAAUAACCACACAGUCGCUAUCGCAGGGCUUCGGGAUGAAUAUGAGUGCCGUGUUCAAGAACUGAAAUUGUCCCAUGAAGUGGAAAAGAGAGAGCUAGAAGAAUUUUUUGAGAAGCGGCGCCUGUCACUCCAGGACCAGGUAGAUACCCUCACCUUUCAGAGCCAGUCGCUAAAGGACAAAGCGAGAAGAUUUGAAGAGGCAUUAAAGAAAAACACUGAAGAACAACUAGAGGUUGCGCUUGCUCCCUACCAGCACUUAGAGGAAGAUAUGAACAGCCUCAGGCAGGUUCUGGAGAUGAAGAAUCAACUAAUCCAUCAACAGGAAAAAAGGAUCUUAGAUCUAGAAAAGCUGGCUGAAAAGAACUUAAUACUGGAAGAAAAAAUCCAGGUGCUUCAGCAGCAAAACGAAGACCUGAGAGUCAGGAUCGAUCAGAACACUGUAGUGACAAGACAGUUGUCAGAAGAAAACGCUAAUCUCCAAGAACAUGUUGAGAAAGAAACUGAGGAAAAAAAGAGGCUCAGCCGAACGAAUGAAGAACUGCUGUGGAAGCUGCAGACGGCAGAACCUCAGAGCCCCGUGAAACUGUCUCCUACGUCUCCGACCCGGAUUUACCGCUCUUCGUCCGGACCGCCCACCCCUGUAAAAGUCAGCACCGUGCUGAGAUGACAG